AUGUGGCUUGCGCUCUAUACACCACCAAGCACCAAACCUUCAGCUCCAACUUCCAUAACAGCACCAAAUAUUAUACCACGAAAACUUAAAAUACUAUCAGCAUCAAGCGGAGGGCGGGUUGCGGUCUCCGCUGAAGCAGACCCCAUCCCUUUAUGCCUGGAGUAUGCCACUCCCGAAACAAUUCCUAAGCACGUUCAGCAACUAUUUGAACACUAUCAGGACACGAAACAGUCAAAUUCUGAAAUACUGUUUCUGCUUAUCUAUGCGCUGGCUGUGGAAUGUGGAUUCGUGGAGGAACAUGUCUAUAGGGAGAAGCGUCAUCUACUCAAGCCGGUGCCCGGAAUCUCGUGUUUUCAUGCCGGCAAUGUGCGCAUCGCCACCACAAUUCCGCCAGUCUAUACGCACCUGCACAGCGACACUGUCUUUUCCAUGCAGCUGCGCACCGUGACGGAAAGGCAAUCAGCAGAGGAUGCAGUCGUCGCAGUGCUUCAGUCACGUCUCAUGGUCGUGGAGAUGGGCGACAUGCUGAUGAUCACCCUAAGUCCAGCGCCACCGCGUAGUGAACGCGGUUAUAGUGUCUGUCUACCAAUUAGUCGCUACGUUCUCAACCUGCAGAUGAAGAACAAGCAACUUUUCAGCCGUUUUCGGAAAUUGGACAACCUAUCCUUUGAAUUGCGCGAGAAAAUCUUUUAUCCGAUGCGUGUACAGCAACUUACCGCAUUGGAUGUUCAAUUGCAACCGACACUGCUCGGUUUGCCGGAUGAAUUGUACCCGAAAAUAUUAAAAUACUUGGAUCGAAAACAAUUAAAUGUGGUGGCGAAAGUGAAUCGCCAGUUAAAUUCUUUCAGUAAGGAUGUUAAACCUAAAUAAUAAGACAAGACGAUAAGAAUCUGUUCAAUCAUCGAAUAAUACUUUAAGGUGUUUGUUUAAAUAAAAAGACUGCGAACUUUAAUUUGAAAUAUA
This is a messenger RNA of Scaptodrosophila lebanonensis, 963 nucleotides long. Its product is annotated as protein nutcracker. The record is from RefSeq and is a predicted model, not a curated record. Gene Ontology annotation, molecular function: protein kinase binding. The transcript is spliced from 3 exons. Gene Ontology annotation, biological process: positive regulation of autophagy of mitochondrion; autophagy of mitochondrion. NCBI's taxonomy places the organism in Eukaryota, Metazoa, Arthropoda, Insecta, Diptera, Drosophilidae. The coding region runs from base 1 to 870 and encodes 289 amino acids.